Molecule: messenger RNA, 1476 nt
Organism: Plasmodium adleri (nom. inval.)
Lineage: Eukaryota; Apicomplexa; Aconoidasida; Haemosporida; Plasmodiidae
Product: ribosome-recycling factor
Exons: 1
Coding region: 1-1476 (491 amino acids)
Biological process (GO): translation
Cellular component (GO): mitochondrion
Molecular function (GO): ribosomal large subunit binding
Source: RefSeq, a predicted model, not a curated record
AUGAUUUUUCAGCAUUUGAUAAGUUUAAACAAUGAAAAAAAGAUAAGUAUGUUCUUUUACAUAUUUUUAAUAUUGUAUAUUACUCAUGUGAGAACAUUUUAUGAGUGCUUAAAUUUAAAAAACGAAAAGAAUUACAAUGUGUUUUUAAUAAAUGGAAAUAAUAAUGGUCCCUCCUAUUAUUUUGUAAACAGUAAUUACAGAAAUAAUAAUAAUUUUUUAAGAAGAAAGGAAAAUUAUCAAAGAGUACUACAAUUGUAUGAUCCUCCACUCAAUGAAGGGGCUAAAAGGAAUAGUUAUAUUUUAUAUGCUCAUGGCAAAAAAAACAAAAAUAAAAAUAAAAUGAAUCACUAUAAUAAUGUAACAACGAAAAGAAAAACAGUAAAUAGAAGGGACCAAGAUGAUGAAGAUGAAGAUGAAGAAGAAGAAGAUAAUUAUGAAGAUGAUGAAGCUAAUUAUGAAGAUGAUGAAGCUAAUUAUGAAGACGAUGAAGAUAAUUAUGAAGAUGAUGAAGAUAAUUAUGAAGACGAUGAAGAUAAUUAUGAAGAUGAUGAAGAUAAUUAUGAAGAUGAUGAAGAUAAUUAUGACGAUGAAUAUGAUGAUGAUGAUGACGAUUAUCCCUUUAAUAAUGAUGAUAUAGACAUAGGUGAUAAGGAUACUCCUUAUGAAACUCAAAAAAGUAAAACAAGAUCAAAAGAUGAAAACAUGACUCAUCAAAACAAGGGAGGUAAUACUACAUUAUCAUUGGAAAAUUAUAAAAUUAAAAAAAAUGUUAAUUAUGAUAUAGAAACAGAUAAAAAAAAUAAGGUAAAAAAAAAAGACGAAGAAGAUAUACAUGAAACAAAUGAAAAAGAUGAUAACAUAAAUGAUAAUAAUGAUGAUAAAGAUAACGAACAUAUUGAUGACAUUAUGGAUGAAGAAUAUGAAGAAGAUUAUAUAACCGAAGAAGAUAUCAAGGAUUUACAUAAAAUAUGUUCAGACAAAAUGAAUAAAGUUUAUGAAUUUUUAAAAAAAGAAUCUUAUCGAUUUAAUUUAAAUAAUGUUUCUAAUGAUAUGUUUGAAAAUGAAAAAGUCAAAAUAAAUGAACGUAUAUAUACAGUGAAACAUAUAUGUCAUAUUAAGAAAAAAGAAAACUUAUUUACUAUAACACCAUAUGAUCCUUAUUUUGUUAAUUUCCUUUAUCAACAUUUUAUAAAAGAAUUUGAUGAACUCAAAUUUUAUGUGAAGGAUAAAUCCCUUUACGCUGUUAUACCGCCUAUAUCAGAAAAUUUAAAAAAUGAAAUAAAAAUGAAAAUCAAAAAAAAAAUAGAAGAUUCUAAAGUUACACUUAGAACUGUAAGGAAACAAAUGAUGGAUAAGUUAGAAAAAUUUAAAAAUAAAAUAGGAAAGGAUAUUUAUUUUAAACAGAAAAAUUAUAUACAAAGUAUACAUGAUCAAACCAAGAAAAAUAUAGAAAAAAUAUUUGCUGAUGCAAAGUGA